AUGCUCGGGCUUCCGUCCGCCUUUCGGGGAGCGGCCCUUUGCGGCCUCAUACUCGCGGCCCCAUCCUUUGUGCCCGUCUCGGCGUCUGCCACUCGGCUCCAACGCCGGGCUCCGGCUCCGCACAUAAUCACGCCUUCUUCCGGCGGAGAGGUUUCCCCGGCCACCAUCACGGCCGUGUCUGAGUGCCAUACCCACGGCACCGUUCAGUACUGCCAAGCAGGGACCACAGAGUUCAGGAUAUCAGGCACCGCCGCCACGGCGUCGUCUUAUACUGACUGUCAUCACCAUGGCAAAGACACGUACUGUAUGGCACCAACAGGCGAAGUACAGAUUAUCGCUGCCCAGGCUGGCUCCGUCACACCGACCCCUACGACCGGGGCUGCAUCGGCUAGCAGCGUGACUGCCGUGUCUAGCUGUCAGAUGCACGAGUCAGAACUCCUCUGUGUAGCGGGUACCACCCCCUACCAUGUCCACACCACCGUCACUGCGACACAAGAUAUCCCCCCGGCGUUUACCGACUGCCACGCUCAUGGCACAGAAACUUUCUGUGUAACCCCGGAAGGCGACGAUGUGCAAAUCACCUUGGAGGGCGAGGAAUCAGAGUCCGCGGAAACUCCAAGCGGCGAGAACUGCCACUUCCAUGCUGGUGUUGAACAUUGCACCGGCGGAGCCAGCGAAGGAGGUCAGGUCAACUGCGCCCGCAUCGAGCGCGAGUACAACAUCCCUCUGCGCGUGGGACUGCUCUUCGUCAUGCUCGUCACCAGCUCCAUCGGCGUUUUUACUCCCAUGCUCGUCGCCUCGUUCGUCUCGCCCAAGCAUGCCAUCUUCACCAUCCUCAGGCAGUUCGGCACCGGUGUCAUCAUCUCGACGGCCUUUGUCCACCUCUAUACCCACGCGAGCCUGAUGUUCCAAAACGAAUGCCUCGGCGACCUCGGCUACGAAUCCACCGCCGCCGCCAUCCUCAUGGCCGGCAUCUUCCUGUCCUUCCUGGUCGAAUACCUCGGCAACAGGUUCCUUCAAUGGCAGGAGGCCAAGUCGCCCACUGGCAGCGGGAGCGUCGAGUCCGCUUCACAUGGACAUGGACAUGCACACGGGCAUCACCUGUCCCCCCCAUCCGGCAGAGCCGACCUGGUCAACAUAUCCGUCCUCGAAGCAGGCGUCAUCUUCCACUCCCUGCUAAUCGGCCUCACCCUAGUAGUCUCCGGCGACGCCUUCUUCCUAACCCUCUUCGCCGUAAUCGUCUUCCACCAAAUGUUCGAAGGCCUCGCGCUCGGCACCCGCAUCGCCGCACUCGGCAAACCCACAUCUUCCCCCUCCUCCCCCACACCCGCCCCCCUUUCCGACGAAACCAAAGUCAACCCAACCGCCGACGGCGAAUCCAACAACUCAACCCCUUCCACCAUCCCACCACUCGCCACCCCCGUAUCAGUCUCAACAACCCACAAAAUCCUCCUCGCCACCGCUUUCGCCCUGGUAACACCCAUAGGGAUGGCCAUCGGUAUCGGUGUAUUACACCGCUUCAACGGGAACGAUCCGUCGACCGUCAUAGCCAUCGGCACACUCGAUGCGUUGUCAGCGGGGAUACUGGUGUGGGUUGGUGUGGUUGAGAUGUGGGCGCAUGACUGGAUGCUUGCGGGCGGGGAGCUGACAAGGUCCGGGCCGGUCAGGACAGGGCUGGGGCUGGCGGCGUUGGUUGUGGGUAUGGCGGUUAUGAGUUUAUUGGGGAAGUGGGCUUGA
Molecule: messenger RNA, 1737 nt
Organism: Canariomyces notabilis
Lineage: Eukaryota; Fungi; Ascomycota; Sordariomycetes; Sordariales; Chaetomiaceae
Product: Zip-domain-containing protein
Exons: 7
Coding region: 1-1737 (578 amino acids)
Biological process (GO): zinc ion transmembrane transport
Cellular component (GO): plasma membrane
Molecular function (GO): zinc ion transmembrane transporter activity
Source: RefSeq, a predicted model, not a curated record